UACUUUGUCUAAGUGAUCCGGCUCAUGAUGCUCAGUCCGGAUCAGGUGUCCUUGAUAGGGCUGGUGUUUGAGACUUAUGUGAUGGAGCACCACAAGAAUGAUGUCCUACAGAUCUUCCAGGAGGCCAGUGAAGAUACUCACUAUCCUGUUGUAGUGAAUGCCAUGACCUUAUUCGAGGACAAUAUGGAGGUUGGAGAGUGUUUCAAUGCGUUCCCCAGCCAGGUCCUGCCUAUAUUUGACAAUGCCCUGCACAGAGCGGCUCAGACCAUAUCUCAAACUUCUUCCUCACUGCAGGGGACUUUCAGCCUCAAACACAAUCUACAUGUUCGUAUAUCAGGUUUACCUAUGUGUCCCGAGCUGACCAGAGAUCACAUUCCUAAAGCUAGAGAUGUGGGCCACUUCCUGUCCGUCACAGGCACAGUCAUCCGCACCAGUGUGACCAAAGUCCUGGAGUAUGAGAGAGACUACAUGUGCAAUAAAUGCAGGCACGUGUUCUCCGUGCAGGCUUCUUUUGAGCAGUUUUACACCUUCACUCCACCCACCAGCUGCCCCAAUGAGGAUGGAUGUAAUUCUUUCAAACUCACCUGCCUGUCAGGGAGUGACGCCCCUCCGGCCGCCUGCAAGGACUACCAGGAGAUCAAAAUCCAAGAGCAGGUACAGAAACUGUCGGUGGGCAGUAUCCCUCGAUCCAUGCUUAUCAUCCUGGAGGAUGAUCUUGUGGACAGAUGCAAAUCAGGCGAUGACAUCACAGUGUAUGGGGUUGUGUAUCAGCGCUGGAAGCCGAUGUUUCAGGAUUGCCGCUGUGAUGUGGAGAUUGUGCUGAAAGCAAACUAUAUCGAGGUCAAUAAUGAGCAGUUCACCACAGCACUGGUGCUGGAAGACAUUCAGAAGGAAUUUGAAGAAUUCUGGGACAGUCACAAACAUGACCCCAUUGCCGGCAGGAAUGAGAUCUUGAUGAGUCUUUGCCCUCAGGUGUUUGGCAUGUACGUCGUCAAGCUGGCUGUUGCUAUGGUUUUGGCAGGUGGGGUACAGAGAAUAGAUGCGUCUGGAACUAAGGUGAGAGGAGAGUCUCAUCUGUUGCUCGUGGGCGAUCCAGGCACUGGGAAGUCUCAGUUUCUGAAGUACGCCGCUAAGAUUACACCACGCUCCGUGCUCACUGCAGGAAUCGGAUCUACUAACGCAGGUCUGACAGUGGCGGCUGUCAAGGACUCAGGAGAGUGGCACCUGGAGGCGGGAGCACUCGUUCUCUCUGAUGGAGGUCUGUGCUGCAUCGAUGAGUUCAACAGCAUCAAAGAGCACGACCGCACCAGCAUCCAUGAGGCCAUGGAGCAACAAACCAUCAGUGUGGCUAAAGCUGGAAUGGUGUGCAAACUGGACACAAGGACCACCAUCCUGGCAGCUACUAACCCAAAGGGGCAUUAUGACCCUAAUGUGUCUGUUUCCGUGAACGUGGCUCUCGCUAGCCCCCUCCUGAGCCGCUUUGACCUUGUGCUGGUUCUGCUGGACACUAAAAAUCCAGAAUGGGACAAAAUAAUCUCCUCUUUCAUCCUACAGAACAAAGGAGCUCCAAGCGAGUCUUCAUGUUUAUGGAGUAUGGAGAAGAUGAGGGCCUAUUUCUGCCUGAUCAAGACUCUUAAACCUUGCAUAACACAGGAAGCAAACGCCAUCCUGAGCCGCUACUAUCAGCUGCAGAGACAGAGUGACAGCCGAAAUGCUGCGAGGACAACCAUCCGCAUGUUGGAGAGUCUCAGCCGCCUAGCAGAAGCUCAUGCCAGGCUGAUGUUCAGAGAGACGGUGACUGUAGAGGACGCUGUUGUUGUGGUGUCUGUUAUGGAGUGCUCCAUGCAGGGAGGCGCUCUACUUGGAAAUGUGAAUGCUCUACACACCUCUUUUCCUGACAACCCCUGUGAACAGUAUAAAACACAGUGUGAGGUUGUGCUCGAGAGGCUGGGAUUGACUGAGAUCUUACACAAAGAACUGCUAAGACUCUCGAGUCUACAGAGCAGAAGACUGGACUCCCCUAAAGGUACCGAACCACAUAGUGACCUCACCAUUGAGCGUGCAGCUGUUGAGAAUCACGGUAACCGUGAUGUGACGUCUAAUUCGGACGCUGACCUGGACUGGUUCCACUCCUUAUCCAGCCCGACUGGUUCCGGCUCCAUCAUUCACACCUCCACACAGAACACUACGACCACACUCCGCCGUUCAGUGUUGCCUAGCAACAGCCGUUCCAAACGCCGCAAGGGUUCUGCGUGGGAGAAGGAUGAGGAUAAAUCCACGGUUGAAGCUGUAGUGGAAAGGGGCUCCAAAAAGCUCAGAGGCAAACGACUGAAAGAGAUGAAAGCGGCCCUCCUGCUGAACGAAGAAACAGUUUUAGGAGGAACUGAUGAUGAUGUGUUCUCCCACAGUACACCCAUGACAGGGAAGAAACCCUCAAAAAGGAAAAACACAACCAUCAGUCUUCCUGACAUAGACCAGGAGGCUGAUUUCAGAGCCAAGAGUGGAGAGGAUUUACGCAGGAGACUCACAAACUUCACAUUCAAGCCGAGAGAGAGAAUGUGUCAUGCCGAUCAGUCGGUUGUGAACUCUAACACAAGUGCCAAAGUGGCGGUGCAAGAGGGGGCGAAGCCUAGCUCACCUCAGAUGCGAGAUAAACAGGCCGAGAGGGAGAACCAGUCGAGCUCACUUCCUCCAGCAGAGGGCAGCAGAGCUAAUAACAUGCUCCGACUGGGAACUCGCAAUAAAAACAAGGACGUUUCCUCAGAGGUCUUGAAUGAUGAGAGUAUGACUUUCACAGCUCAGAAAGGGACGUUUGAGGACACUGAACAUCAACAACAGCUGCUGCCGAGACUGAACAGUCUCUCUUCAGGUGAGAAUAAUGGUAACACUAAUAAACACCCACAAUCCUUACCAAAGACAGACCACCCAAAGACUAAGGUGGCCAGCUCCACUCUGGACAAACUUUCCAGAUUCUCUUUUACGGGCUUAGCUGAGGAAAAGACUGGAGAUGAAACAAUCCCAGCUCCACCGGAGCCACAAGAAGCCAUAAAUGGCAGUACAAACAAAGUGGCAACAAGCACAGUUUUCGAAGACCAGGAUAUCACAAGCACACAGAUCAGGAAAAGUAUAACCACAGGUGUGAAGAGCAGCGCACUGCAGACGGGCAACACGAGGACAGAACCCUCCGACAGACAGGAAGAAUUCAGAGAGAAUGCUUCAAAGAAGAGGAGAUGUUUUGAGUUGAGCUCCGGAGGAUCCGCAGGACUCCUUAAAGGUUUUUCACUGUUCAGCUCGUCUGUCAUAGAUGAUGAAGAUCUAGACGCUGACUGGAACUGAUCCAGCAAGAGACGUUUGUUGUGUGU
This is a messenger RNA of Rhinichthys klamathensis goyatoka, 3362 nucleotides long. It is a transcript of the gene mcm9, whose product is annotated as minichromosome maintenance 9 homologous recombination repair factor. The record is from RefSeq and is a predicted model, not a curated record. The transcript has 12 exons. Bases 25 to 3336 code for a protein of 1103 amino acids. NCBI's taxonomy places the organism in Eukaryota, Metazoa, Chordata, Actinopteri, Cypriniformes, Leuciscidae. Gene Ontology annotation, biological process: double-strand break repair via homologous recombination. Gene Ontology annotation, cellular component: nucleus; MCM complex. Gene Ontology annotation, molecular function: ATP binding; single-stranded DNA binding; ATP hydrolysis activity.